Messenger RNA from Cyprinus carpio (common carp), 1184 nucleotides. RefSeq names its product Protein FAM3C-like. NCBI's taxonomy places the organism in Eukaryota, Metazoa, Chordata, Actinopteri, Cypriniformes, Cyprinidae. The record is from RefSeq and is a predicted model, not a curated record.
AUAUUUUACUCAAUACAUACUUACUCGCAUGCAAGCUGACAAACUAGAAAAACGAGUUAACCAAGUUGGACAGAAUUUGGUGUAAAUACAAUGCACUGCCUUUGCACUGUCAUUAGUCAGCCUAAAGUCAAGAGCAAUUUCAAUCAAUUAGAUCAGCAAGGACAACGCUGAACAGUUUUUUAAAGACAGAAGUUGCUCCAAUUAUAGAUUAUUAAUGUGAUGUGUUGAAUAACCUGUAUUUCUUCACCUUCACUUAAAGUGGAUGUACAGCUGCCUUGAGUAGAGCGGAGCAUAACAAUUCAGUCAUGAUAUACAUGCGAAGAGAAAAAUUGAGAUUCGUUUUCAUGGUGGCUGCCCUCAUAAUAUCAGCAUGCCUUGUCUUCAAACUCCUGCAGAUGGAUCCUGAACUAACAUUAUCAGAUUUAGUAGAAAGGUCAGUGGGGGGAGCAGCUUCUUACCAGUUGAAACCUGAUAAUCAUAAAGAUGAUGGUUCUAAAGGCAAAUGUGGCCUCCCAAAACCAUGUCCUGAAAAUAAUUAUACCUUUAAGAUUUACAGCGGCGCAACAAACAUCAUUGGACCACGAAUAUGCUUUGAGGGGAAAAUGAUAAUAGAGAAAGACACACGUGGAAACCGACAAGGAAUUAAUAUUGCUGUUAUCAAUGAAAUAACAGGUGAACACGUCAACACUGGCAGCUUCAAUAUGUGGAAUGGAAAGGUUGAGGAGCUGAUAGAGUUUCUGAAGUCAAUCGAGGAUGGUUCUCUUGUGUUGAUUGCCUCUUUUGAUGAUCCAGCCACAAAACUUAAUGAUGAAGCAAGGACACUCAUUGCAGAGCUUGGCAGUUCAUAUAUUUCCCAGCUGAAAUUCAGAGAUAACUGGGUCUUUGUGGGAGGGAAGAAAACCAUAACCAAUAUCUCUUUUGAGCAGCACAUAAAGAAUGACAGGGAAACCAAUAAGUACGAAGGCUGGCCAGAAAUUAUCGAGAUGGAAGGUUGCAUACCUCGAACAGACUGAACUUUCCUACAGCACAAUUUGUUCUUCUAAAUAAUGCCUUUUAAAUUAGGCACCAAGCUGAGCCACAAUGCAUUUCUGAUGUGUUACAUGAUACUUCAGGCCGUCCUAAAUACAGAGUAAUUCAUUUUUGGCCACAGGUUAUACUGGGCUUUUAUAAUGUAAUGUAAUAUA